ACAAUAUGGAAACUCGGCAACAACUACCUAAAUCAAUGAGACGGAAGGUAUUUCGUAAUGUACAUCGCGCCGCCACUUGAGGUUCAGAACAGCAAAGAGCAGAAGAGAAGUUAUACAGAAGUCACCAGAGAGAAUGAUAACUGGAACUGACCGCUGUGGACCAGGACCACAUUGGGGUGCAGUUGCGGAAAUAAAGAAAUAUUAAACAAGCUGGACUUGACAAUAAUGUAGGAAAUAGGGUUGAUCGUAUUCAUUUCAUAGUUGGCACUUGCACUAUAGAUACUGCUCCCUAAAACACUUUUGUCCAGUAAAAAAGUAUGAAGGAUCGGUUUUUGUGUUUCCCUCGCAGUUGCGUUGAACAAAGUUGAACGGUUUUGGUUUGGGAAUGGUUGUUUUGGCCCCGAUGAGUAUUAUAUUAAUUUAAUUAAAAUGUUUAGUGUCAUGAGACAGGAACAGCUGCCAGUGUUUGAAAAAUCAAUUAAAUCGAAAGUAAUCUCAUUGCAUUGACCAAGUUAUAUCAUACUCUUGGCUACUGUGUCAAAUCUGAAGUGCAGAUAAAAACUCGAAGGCAAAGUGCGAUUUGCUAGCCACGAAAGUUUCGUGACGAAACUAUAAGAAGAGAGACGUGAAAAGGCGGAGUGAGGUCAUUGCAAGUUUUGUUGAUGUGAAACUGUGGAAGAAAUGAAAUGACGUAGAUCGUACAUGGACUCCUUGGGCUAUGACACGUAUUUGUGAUUGUCCAUAUUUUUCAAUUUGACUAUGGAUUUCGGGAAUUCAGUGACGUUUCUUUUUACGAACUCAUUACACGUCCCUAGAUAACAGCGACAUCUUCAAAGACGUGCCUGCCGUCUUACGAUGUGUAGUUCUAAACAAUUAAAAAUUUGUAUUUGCCUAUCAAUCAUGUGAGAAGGCUUCAUGUCUUUCCGAAGGAAUAGGGUCGAUUUGAUUCGCUAGAAUGGUGUCAAUUAUUAAGAACCAACUUCUUAAGCAUCUGUCAAGGUUCACCAAAAACUUAUCUGCUGAUAAAAUAAAUCUGAGUACUUUCAAAGGGGAAGGUGAACUGUCAAAUUUGGAGUUAGAUGAGAUAGUUCUGACAGAUCUCCUUGAACUGCCAUCAUGGUUAAGACUUACAAGUGCUUGGUGUAAUAAAGUAGCUUUCCGGAUUCAAUGGACUAAAUUAAAAAGUGUACCAAUUUUUCUUAGUUUAGAUGAAGUAUAUAUCAAAGUGGAAACCUGUGAGGAGUUGCGGUCCUUGUCAAUGCAGCAUGGAUUAUCAUCAUACACAGGCCAAGGAAAAUAUAGUUUUAUUAACAAAGUUAUUGAUGGCAUGUCAAUAGCUGUCAACACAGUAUGUGUUACUUUUGAGAGUCCAGCAUUUACUGCUUCUGUCCAAAUAUCUCGAAUUCUUGUGGAAUCUAGAACUCCGAAAUGGGAGAAAGGGGAUCUUCGUGUAACACGUGUAAAGGAAGUUGGGCGGGGCCAAAUAUUGAUUUUCAAGGAAUUGCAGUGGCAAACAGUGCGCAUAGAAGCCAAAUCUACCAAAGACGAAAAUUUGUCUCCUUUGCGGUUGUUAACAAAUCAAGCACAUUGUCGAAUCACAAUAAAGAAAAGACUUUCAGAUUGUUUCAUAGUGGGAUCUCGAUUAGUUUUGAUAUUAGAUGACCUACUGUGGGUCUUAACAGAUUCACAAUUGAAGGCUGCUUUGUGUUUUGUGGAUUCAUUGACGGGUUUAAUCCAGAAAUCUACAGAAUUAACACGAACCAAAAAGGCUGCUCGUAAACUCGAAGAAUUGCCAGAGUAUCAAGCUCAAAUGUCACAGCAAGCACGCAGUAGAGAUGCAGCAGAAGCUUCUUCUACGCGUAUUUUUAAUCGAUAUGAUGUUGUGGAAACAUCAUAUCAUUUUCUCUCAAAGCGUAUUGAUCUCCAUUUGUGUGAUGAUGCUGGAGGGGGGCGAUCAGUACAUCCUGAUCUGAAGGAUGGUGCAGCUCUUCAGAUAAGCUUGGAGAGGUUUCAGAUUGACUAUUAUCCAUACCAUUUAGCUAUUGGUGAUCGAAAACACUGGCCAGUUUAUAGAGAAACAGCAUCUCCACAUUCACAGUGGUUAAAGCAGGCAUUGACUUCAUUUCGUACAAGUUUGUUGGACUUAAUUGAGCCUGUUCGCUCCCAACAUACUCCCCUGGGCCGCUCCAAUGUAGCUUCUCCUCCAAGUUCUGCUGGCGAGAAACAGACUACCCCUCAGGCAGAGCAGAUGCAGAAACGGCCAACUCUUCCACAACCUACAGGAAAUCCAUUGAAAAAUUAUCUUCUUAGUCAGCUUGCAAAAUUAAUGACAUCUUGUGUGAUCUUGCGUGUUCAAGACUUCUCUCUGUACCAGAUUACAACAAAUAAAAGAAAACAAAUGCCUAAAGAAUUUGUUACAGCACAGCACAAGCGGAAACCUCGAGCUGCAGGGGAUAGAAUUCGUUAUAACUUACCAGUUGAAGAGAUGAUUUUACAUGCUGAAUUCACAUACUACUAUUAUCCAGUGCCUCCGCCUAAAUUUUAUGUUCAAAUUAAUCCUGUACAAGUGAGAUUUGAUGUGUGCAGUUGUUUAUGGUUGAAUGCAUUUCUUCUUAAUUUACAUCAUUCCCUGAUGGCAACCAAGCCUCAACAACCAGCUGCAAUGCCAUAUAUAGAUGUGAAAAUAGAAGCUAUUAUGCCCCGGAUAAUAUUUGACUGCAGUGUUGAUCAUCCAAAUCAGAAAGAUCGGCCGAAGUCUCUUCAUGUGGAAGUGUCCCGAGCUUCUGUCACAAAUGUGCGAACUUUGGAACACAGUUCUCGCGCUGAUCUUGCUAAGUGUGUUGAUACAUUCCAGUUGGGAUCACUUUUUUAUGGGGCUGAUUUUCCUGCAGUUUUUUCUGAUUACAAUGUAGUGACAGAAAAAUUCUUUCAACAUUUAAGAGGAACUGAUAACAUUAGAUCUCCCCCCCAAGUGGUUGCUUCUUCCAUCCCAGAGAUGGAACAGAAGCUCUCAAGGGAGCUGCUGUGGACCGAAUCCAAAGACAUGUGGUGCAUUUGUCUUGAGCCAGUGUGGGCGGAGUUUUAUGGAACACCUGCUGUGGGAGGGAACAAACCGGUCUCGUUCCUUGAUGCCGUUCCCCUGACACUAUGGGUUCACCUGAAGUUCUCUGAACCUGUAGAAAAGGAUGACAAAGUCCAGCAUGAACUUUUGAAAAGAACAUCACCCCAAAGUGGGAGGUUACUGCCUCAAAGCUUGGGGCAUGUCAAUGAAAAAGAAGAUCCAUGCUCAAGAGUGGCAGAUAUUCAUGUUUUGGCCUACGUUUCUAAUUUAGUGAGCGUGCAGAUUAAUCAUUAUCAAUAUCUUUUCUUGUUACGUUUAUCUGAAGAAGCUAAUGAACUUACUACUAUAUUAGCCAUUGACACAAAACGAAUAAUCAAUGCUCCAAAUCAUAAUCCUUCACUUGUUGUUGGAGCUAUGGUGCCUCAGGUGGAAGUGACAUUUGUGAUGCCAUCCCAGUCACCUGGGAAAGAAUGUUCAGGUGGUGAUUUAGAAUCAGUUUUCCCAGACUCUGCAAGUUUGCAGGAGGAUAAUGCUACAGCAAGCGUGCCAAGCAUACCUUAUGCCACCAAACAUAUUGAAUUGCAAACACCUGAAGAGCCAAUUCGAUACCAAAUGGGAGGUGAAAUCGAGUUGCCUAGAGGUCAAGGAAUCGGUGAGAACGCUCUAGCAUCAGCAAACAUUUUCCCCAACAAUUUCAACACCGGGCUAACCUCAAUGAAAAAAGGCUUCAGCAGCAUUAUGAACACCCUGGAUUCUGCCCUUAAGUCCAGCCCUGAUGAUGCUAGCGAUACCACUUCCCUGCGUAGUGGAGAUGAUUCAUCUGAUAGUGAAAAGUAUGUGUUCCUUGAUCACUCGAGUGACAUAGGGGAUAAACUCCUUGGAGGAGUGGAUUCCAUGUUCAGUGUGGCUGGCAAUGUGGUUGAGCCCUUGCAACCCCUGGAAGUGGCGUGUGAGGUUGUGGAAGAAGAGGCCACCACCACCUCUCCGAGUGAACGCUCUAUGGACAGCAGCAGCAAACGACGGGACUUGGUGUCUAUGUCUACUUUCAAGUUGGGCCAGGUUGAAUUUGUUCAGCAGUCAGAAGGAUUCACCUCGGUUAUUAAGGUCCAAGUUUCUCGUGUGGCUGCAGAGGAAUGUAGCUCCAUCCCUUGGGACGAGUUGCAGAAUAAGUUUGAUUGCCGGUCCAGAGCUUGGAAUGAAAUUCCUGUUGAUGGUGGGUGUAGGCCACAAGUAACGGCAAGACUGACUCACACAGUGGUGCCAGGAGAGUUACUGAACCGCAUGUCUCUUAAAAACUGGAUAUCUGAUAAACUUGAGGCACGGGUGCAGGAUAUGGAUUUGGAAUUAAAUAUGAGUUCGGUUGUGGGUUUAGCAGACCUAUUUGAAGAUGAAAUAAUUCCGGAUCCUUUGCCUAUGCAGAUUGCCCUGGAUAAUAUGAAAUUGCAUUUGAAUGAAGACAGACCUCCAAGCAACAUCACCUCUCCUGGUCCCAUACCUGUGGAUUUAGCCCUCUCCAAGCUCUGCAUCCAUCGUGGGAAGGAUGGUGUCUUUUACUUUGAACCACAAACUGCAACUGCAAUGGAAUCAGCUGUGAGUCCUUUUGAAUCAAAUGGUAGUGUUGAACGAGUAGAAGCUUUAGAAGAAAUUAAUCGACAACUUCUGAUAGAAAAUAGAGAAUUAAAACGUCGAUUAGCAGCUUUAGAAAGAGUUUCAGAGGAGAACCACUUGCUUCGACAGUCAUCAGAGGAGAGUCAGGUAUUAAGAUCAUGUCUGGCUGUAGCCCAAGAUGAUGUUGCACAUUUACUUGAGGAAAAAAGAUCAUUGCUUGAUCGCUUGAAAGGCUUGCAGGACCAGUUGGACCAGUCGCACCGCAGCAAGAGAUAGCAGAUGUGCUUCAGAUGCUGCUCAGUGAAGCGAAACUAGCCACUUAAAUUGGGAGCUUAGAUUAUAUUUUAUGUGAUUUCUGGAGGGAGAGCAGGUAGGUAGAUCUUGGAUCCCUAGAUAAGACUUUGAAGUGCAAUAUGUGUGAUACAUCAUUUUGUGAUUCCUCCUCAAUUUCUUUGAACCAAAAUCUGUCCAUUUAAACAAAUUGGUUCUCUCUGUAUUGCUGCAGAGUUGAUAGUAAUAACUACAUUUGUGAGAGUUAAGCAAAAGGUACUGUAGACAUUUUACAUAUUGAGUCAUGAUGCAGUGGCUGCAAUUUACUGUUUAUUCUUACAUUGUUCUCAAAUUUUAUUAUCAGAUAAUUAUAGCAGCUAGCCACACAGAUGCAUUGCCAAAUGGCAGAGAUCUUUCUUUCUUUUUGUAUAUUUAAUGCUGCAUGUUAGGAAUGUCUAUUACAUAUUUGUUGAGAAUGACUUAUUUGCUGAUUUUUGCCUAAGGUUUGAUUUUAUAUAUAUUUUGGAAAUUUCCAAAUAAUGUUUUUGUGAUGUUACUUUUCAUUUUUGAAAUUUACUAGAGAAGACGUUAAUUAAGAAGAACUUUUAAAAACUUGUUAUCAUUGUUUUGAGAAAUUCCUUUAUGUGAAUGGAAUGCAAUGCUUGUGGACAUGGAAUUUUUUUCCUCUGUGAAUUUCUUAUGAAAAUGCAUAUUUAUAUAGAAGCUUACAUUGUAAAAGCUGCUACAGUAAAGACACUAUACGUUUGUGGCAGUUUUCUUCAGUGCUCUAAAGUAAAAUUUAACUUUUGAGUUUACAGUUAUUGACAAGAAUGGUUUGUGAAUGGUGCAUUGAAGGUAAGAUGCCUGAGCCAAAGAUGAAACAGAACUAGUGGAACUGGUGUGAAAGAGUUUAAUAGUUUUGAAAUUAGAUUAGCAUUAAAAUGCUUUUAUGUUUUUGGCAAUUUUUUCAUCUUUCUGGUUCUUUCUUCUUUUUCUUCGAUGUUGAAUAUUGUUACGCUAACCAGUCAUUUGUUAGUAUCAGAGAGCUGAGAACAAAAUGAAUUCUGACACAGAAGCGUAUAACAUCACAUUAGUAACUGUAUUUGCUGAUAGUGAAUCUCCAUAAUAAAAAAAAGCAAUGAAAUAUAAAAUACUAGUUAUGUUUUGAAGUUUAUAGAAGUACAUUUUCUUUAGCUUUAAAACUAUUUGUACGCCUAUGACCAGAGGUAUAGCUGAUAUUGGUGUUACCUGGGUGUAUUUAUACAGGGGUGCCCAGAAAGGGGGCAUCUAGUAAGCUGAAAACUGGCUUACGGCCCCAACAUUCUUUCACAUUCAAAGUAUAUAAAAAUUGUGUGUGUGUAUUUUAUUAUAAUAUAUAAUAAAUUCUAAUUAAACCAUUUAAAGAUAAUUAUAAAAAUUUAUAUUUUCAUUUGUUCAAUUAAAAACAAAAAAAUUGAAGAAAAAUAAUAUUUAUUUAACUGUAGUUGAACUAUAACCUUAAAAUAUAUGUGGAUGGAAACUUUUGUUUGAAAUAAAGAGCCCGGAAGAUCUACUGCUCUAAAUCUCUUAUAAUUUUAUAAAAAAUAUAAAAUAUUUUAUUUAAUAUAUAUACUAUAUAAUAUAUUAUAUAAUCAUAUAUUUCAAAUAUAUUAUUUUAUAUAAAAUUCCAUAAUAUAAUAUAUUUUAAUUUUGCAUUAUGUAAGGCUUUUGUUUUUUAUAGUGUCACUUCCUCCCUCUUGUAUCAAAUAAUAAGUAGUAUAACAUUGUCAAUUUACAUAAUUUUAAAUUAAAAUUUUCAAUUUAUGUCACCCCUAGUAUGCUGUUGCCUAGGGGGACUGUCCUCACUGCCUCUCCUUAACUAUGGCAGUGUGUGCAGUCGUUGCCCAAUUAUUAAAAUAUAAGAAUGUUUGCUGACCCAGGUAGCACAAGUGACUGCUAUGAAAACUGCAGGAUUUUCAGAUUAAUCUAUAUGAAGCACGGAUGUUUUCCCUUUUGGAUGGCGGCAUGUGAGGUUUAGAUAAAUAACAUUCUUUUCCAUUCACAGCUGAUCCAAAUACUAGUUCAUUGCUAUUCAGGUGGGAACGUGGUCAGAGAUACAGCAUUAGAAGCAAAAUAAGUUUUUUCUACCAAAGUUGGUGUUGACUGUUACUGGUUGAACUAAAUCUGAAACUGGUUGCAUAUUUUUGAGUAUCAUUGUGGUUCUUUGGCUCUGGCUCUUAACAAGCUUCUGUUAAGAAAUAAGUUGUGAAUUAGAAAUUUAUCAAAAGAACAUUUAUUGCAUCCAUUUUGUAUCAUUGUGGAAACAAAGGAUCUUCUUAAUAGCACAGUUUUGUUGAUAUUUUAUGACAGUUGCUUUUUAAGCCUUUCUAAGUAAUUUUUUUGGUAAAUUAUAUGAAUUAUUUUUUUAAUAUUUAGGAUUCGUUGAGAAUACUGAAUGUAAUAAUUAAUAUUUGCUGUUAAGAAGCAAAAUAAUGUUACAUUUACCUGAACAUGUGAAAGUUUAUCAGUGUGUUUUUGUAGCAGUUGUUUUCACGAGUCUACUUCAGCGUAUCCCAACAUUCUGUAGCUAAUGAACAUGCAUGAUGGCACGCAUAUGCAUGAGUGAAGAGGUUGAAAAAUGGUCUCCCGUACUGGGAUGAAACAAUUUCAUAGGCACAAGAAAUAAAAUUUUUCAAGAAUGUUGGGUAUAUUUUGAAUUUAUUGAUUGUUUAGAAAAAUUGGUUCAUUCACAUGGUGAUUAAUUUGGUCAAAAAUACUUUUGGGUUGUUGCUAAAUUACAAAUGUCAAUAUUGUAUACAGUACCUUGAGAGUUUCUUGGUUAUGGCAUGAAUGUGAUAUGGAAUCUGAUUGUAAGUCUUAUGAAGUGAUGCUUCAAGCAAUAUUGCUGUGCUUUCAAGAUUACUUUCAUUUUUCAAAAAUACUGCAUAUUUCAUUUGGAAAAUAGACAUUUGGGUAUUUUAAGUGUUUAAUGUGCACUGAAAUAGAAAUUACCUUUAACCUUAUAUUGUAUGUUCCUUGAGUAUGUGAAAGAUGCAGAGGAACUGGACUGCCCAAACUGACAAUAAAAGAGGGCUGUUUCCUGGAAUCAGUUUUGCCGCUGCGUAAUAUUUUGUUUGUUACCUAACUUCCUUCCUUAUGAAGUGCUCAUAUUAAAUAAUUAGAAUAUUGUAAACAUAUUUUGUUAUUAAUCAUUCCUGAAUUUGGUUUUAGAUGGAAUAGUUUUCUUAGCAACAUUUUUUCUUUUCUUUUUUACUCCCAAUCUUUCUUUUUUCCUUCUUCAGUAUCUGCUUCUACUUCUACUUCUCCUUCUCCUUCUCCUUCUUCUUCUGUGUCUGCAUCUUCUUUUCCAAAAGGUUUUCAAUACAACUUAAAAUAAUAAAUUGAUUUUGUUGGGAAUUCACCUACUUGAGAACUUUUGAAACCAUUAAUGUGAAUGUCUAUGGAAAAAGGAAUGUUUGAAAUUAUAAAGUUGAAAAAUUCAGGGAGUGAACAAAAAUAUAUACUCAUUUGAUUUUAAAACAAUAUUAGUACAUUUUAUUCAUUUAAUUGUGUUACUUAGGGAGUGAAGUGAAAAAGUUUGGUAAAAAAAGAAUGUAUUGUUAAUUUUGUAUUUAGUGUAUUUAAAAAAACACUUCAGAGAUUCAUAUUUUCUCAGGAAGAGGGAGCUAGUUUCGUUUUGAUGCUAAAUGAUGUACAAUUAUACACCUCAGAUGUAAGGCUUGUAAAACUGUUGUAUGUUGGUGUAUCUAGAUUUCAGGUCAAUUCAUUUCAUUUCUUAAAAUCUGCGGUUCUUCUCUUGUGUAAAAUGAAAGAGAAAACAAUAGGAAUUAGGAGUCUUGCUAAAUUGUGUAUUGAUAAAUUUGGGUGUUAAUUGACCAUUUGUAAUUUUUACCCAGGGUGAGUGUUUUAUUGUUGUUAUCCAUCCCCAUCAACCUUAUAGUUGCUGAAUAUUGCUCUACUGAUGGAUAUAAAUAAGAGGCAGAAUUCACCAAUACUUAAAUGCUUGACAAUCAUGCUUUGAACCUUAAGCUAAGAUUCAUGUGACUUGCUAAUGAGGUGCUUGAAUAUAGUUUUACUUUCAAACUUCGUCUGUCGUUUCACCAGCACUCUGCAAACUUAUUUAAAAGCAAUAAUUUUUUUAUUAAAAAAAGGUUAUCUGAUUAGUAUGCAAAGGCUCCCUGAUUAAAAGCAAUGAUUGAACAAGAAAUGUUCUGUUGUAAAAGCAAUAAGUAGAGUAUAUUUCUGUUGAAUACUUGGUUGUUUCAUCUUCAUUGUCUCACUUGUAUUUUCUGUGUGAUGUGAUGCCCGCUGUCUAACUUUCAAAUGAAAACUACAGCUGAAUAAUCUUUGCUCUUUCAAGGCAAAUAUUAUUCAAACAGUAUUUAAUAGAAGUCAUUAGAUUCAGGAUGUUUGUUAUUUGCUGCAUGUUACUGAGUUUAAAUCCAGAAAAUAUAUUUUUCCUUCAAGAUAUGCAGCCCAUUUUCUUUCGUUUCACUUUACAUUUUUGCAUGAAACAUCUCCAAGUUUGUAUCUUAUUAUGCCAAGAGAAAGUAUAUUUUAUUGUUUUUUACACUUAUGACAUAAUAUGAAUUUUAUUUAAAUAUGGUUGUUAUUUUACUUAAGAUUUAAUGAAAAUCUGUGAUAUUGUUUGUGGUGACAUGUGCAAACCACCACAUCAUGAACUUCAGUAGUUCACUGUAAUACAUCACUUGAGUCUGCAGAGAUUAUUUACAAAAGGAAUAUUUAAUAUUUAAUUGUUUAUGUUAUCUGUAGAUCAUUUCAUUCAGUUUUAAUCAUUGUGCUAAUAGCAUAUGUAAUAUUGGUAUAUACUAGUAAUAUAACUCAAUUAGAGUUUUGCUUCAUGUGUUAUUCCAUACUUUCAAAACUCUCCAGAGUUCUAAAUUUUGUUAUGUAAAUUUUAGGUUUUCUUAUUUGGUUUUUAACAUGUUGCUUUCCUAUCAAGGUUUCUAUUGUCUUCCUUCAGGUUUGUGUUCAAAGUCCUUGCAACUUCCAAAUCCUGCCUUGAUUCAGGGGAGAAAUUUUAUUUAUAUACUGAUAAGUAGUUUGUAGAUAGAAAGUAGCAAACUUAUAUGCAAUAUCGUUUUUAUUGUUUGUAUCUUCAAUUUUAUGCCUACAUAUCAUUUGUGUAAUUUUUCUUGAUUUCUUUUUCUGCAUCCAUUUGAUGGAAACGAAGAUGAAUGCUUAAGGUUUAUGUUGACUAUAAGAAAAAGUUACUUAACAAUGAAAUUUAUUUAAAGGUUUUGAAUAUAUAGAGGUUUAGGUUAUGUGCAGUUGGAUCUCAAUAAUAGGCUGAUUAAAAUAAGCAGUCUUGUUUAUAAGAAGAAGUCGAUGUUCUAUGAAAUCAUAAAUAUAAAAAACUCUAUGAGAACAGGUCAGUCAGAGUAUAAUGGUCACUUUGUGUUGCAUGAUUUUAUGGGUUUAUAUUACUCUUGAGCUGUUGCUAAGAGGGUGCUAAUAAUGUGACUUUUACUGACGUGUAUCUGAAGUAUGGUUUGCCAGUAAAUAUGCAGGUAUCUAUUACGUUUUCUUUAAGAGUGUAUUGUCAGUAUGCGUUUAUAUUUGACUCGUAUGUAAUAUCAUAAAUUCUUUAUUGGUCAUAACUGAGGUUGAUGAACGUUUUCUACUAGAUGUUUUCUGUAUACUGUUAAUGUUGUGAGCUUGUGUGUGUAUUGAACUGGAAAUUACCUGCAACUUUCAUUUUAUUGUACAGCAUAAUGUAAAUAUAUAUCUUCAUACCAUAAUUUGUAUAAAUGUAAAUAUUUGUGGAAAUAUCACAUGUUUUAACUGAUGUAAAAGUUUUGUUAAUAUUCUAAAAAUUGUUUUUAAAAAUUAUGAGUAUUUUGAUGUUGUUGUAAAGUUUGGAAUAUUAUUGGUGUCUUUAAAUUGCCUUAGGUUGUUAACAGAUACUUCAAAAUCAAUUAAAAUAUUUAGCAUAUCAACUAUAAAAAUGAAUGAAUGUCAAUCUUUGAAAUCAUGCUAUAUGUAUGAUGGUUUCACAAGAAAUAUUUUAUGCAAUUAAAGCAGCUAACAAAUAUGAUAUACAAAAUAUAUAAUGGCCUAAAUGUUUAGAACGAAGUGCCAAAUUAUAUCUCAUUAAGAAGAAUUGAAGAGUGUGGAGAAACCUUAGCUUGAAACAAAAAAGAAAAAACAAAUAAUGUGGUUCUAGAUUUCUUUUACUGUUUUGGGAAACCCAUUCUAGCCUUUCAUUUAUUGUUGAACCGCUAUUUUCCUGGGAAGUGAAGUAUUUAUGAACAGAAGGAUAUGUACUAUAAUACGUGAUAUUUUGAUUGAAUGAUUGCUGAUUUUCAGUUUCAAAAAAGGUUGUAAGAUUUUUGUGCUAUAGGGAGAGAAAAUAUGUAAUAAAAGUAGGGUAAUUUUAUUUUGUUGACUGAUUUUAGCUGAAUAUCUCCUGCUCUCACUUUUGAGAAAAUAAAAAUAAAGUAUUCUAUAGCAUAAGAACUGUGAGUGAAACUGAAAUUACAUGUUCACUAACUGCUUGUAUCCAAAUCUUUCUCAAUGUCUGAUACGAAAUGAAAAUGAAAAUUAAUCUCCAAAAAUAAUGGUCCAAUAUUAUGAAAGUGAAGUGUUAUAUUUUUAAUUGCUCUUCAAAUUAAUAUUCAUAACAUAAUUUUGCCAUUGAAUGCUUUCCCUUAAGAUAUGAUCAUGGAUCCAUAUUUUUACCCAUAUAACUAUGAAAUCCUGUCAAUCAGAUGUCAAUGUGCUAAAUUAUAUUGAAUAUAUUAAGUGAAUGUUAAAGUAAUAAUCUUAACUGACAUGUAACAUAUUUGCCUUGAGAAUAUCCGUAUUUUCAGGUAUAAUUUGAGAGUUUUGGUGCAAUCCCAGAUGAGAUAAUCAUGCGAAAAAAGAUAACUUACAUUUGCUAUGAUAUUUGGAUCUUGUAAGAGCUUUCUCCACAGUACCUUCAGUUCUUCCCUAACUAUUCUGCUUGUUUGCAAUGUUUUGAAUAUAAUUGAUCUGAUUUGUAAUGGUACAUUGAAGUUGCUGACUUUUCUUGAUAUUUCACAAAUAUAUUCUCUUAUGUGUAUGAUUUAUGGUCAUACUAGAGAAUGAAUUAUGCAGGGCAGAAGAAAGUUGUGAAAAGGUCUUUGUGAAUUGAACUAGUCCUAUAAACUGGUUGCCCAAUAAUUUUGUUACACUAUUCAAAUAUGCAACUCUCUCUCCUUCCUAACAACUUGUUCAAAAUAUAUUGUUGUGUUAUCAGCUGUGUACCAAAGUUUCUGCAACUAUAAAGUUUGA
Molecule: messenger RNA, 12217 nt
Organism: Gryllus bimaculatus (two-spotted cricket)
Lineage: Eukaryota; Metazoa; Arthropoda; Insecta; Orthoptera; Gryllidae
Source: the annotation of a GenBank genome assembly